AUGUGUAAGGAGCAUCGAUGUUCUCGAGCAAAGGAAUAUAAAGACAUUACAUCCACUUGGAUUGCUUCUCAUCUUGCUACUCAAUUAAAGGCAAAUCCAAAUAUGAAAACAAGUGCAAUGGCUGUCUACUUCAUGGAAAAGUUUCAAGUUAAGAUCCCUUAUAUUACAUUGUAUAGAGCAAAAAAGAUAGCCACUGAGGUCAAUAAAGGGAGUCAUGCUUACACAUUUGCUAAGUUGCCCAGUUAUGGUGACAUACUAAGGGAAAGAAAUCCAAGUAGUCUGUUCAAGCUACAAUUUCAUGCGAGGAAGGUCAUCUCAGAUCCUCCUGUAUUUAAGAGACUGCAUCUUUAUCAGAACUUCAAGGGCACCUAUUCUGAGGUGUUACUCAGAAGGUUGUUUUGGUCAGUAGCUAAGGCAUCUACUCCAUUCAUGUUUGAGAAGGCAACGAAUGAAAUGAAGGCCAUUAAUAAAGAUGCUCAUGAUUGGAGCAAACCCAUUCUUAUUGUAAUUGAUGAGAUAAGGAAGCAGCUACUUGAAAUGAUGGAGUCAAGAUAUUGGAUGAGUUGCACCUAUACGGGAAAAGUCACACCAAGGAUUCAAAAGAUACUAACUGUUAUAAGGACUGAAUCUAGAGGGUGUAUGGUACUUGCAUCUGGACUAGAUGAGUUUGAAGUAAUAGAUAGCAAUGGUAGAUAUGUGAUUGAUUUGAAGAAACGUUCUUGUGGAUGCAAAUUCUGGGAUGCUACAGGUCUACCAUUGUACAAAGUCAUAAUUCAUCCACUUCCUGAUUUGGAUGAGUUACCAGAAGAAUAUCCUAUGGGCAUUGUUCAGCCUCCACCCCUGAAGAGGUUAGUAGAAAGAUCAAACACAGUUGGGAAGAAGGAACCUGAUGAAGGACUAUCCGGAGAAUUUAGGAAAAGGUCUUCAAGUCCUAAAUGUGAAAGAUGCAAAGGUAAAGGACAUAACAUCCGCACCUACAAAGGACCUCCAGUUCAGAGUAAAAAGUCUUCUUCUAAUGUGAAGAGAAAGAAAAUGAGUGGAAGUAAACCUGAGAGCAACUUGUCUCAAAGACAAACAAGAUCUUCACAGGCUUCUUCAAGCUGCAUAGUUGAUGAGAAUAUACAGACCAAGAUUAAAGCCCAAUUGAAAGCUAAAGAGGAUAAAAGGAAAGCAAGGGAGAAGGCAAAAUAG
Molecule: messenger RNA, 1191 nt
Organism: Macadamia integrifolia
Lineage: Eukaryota; Viridiplantae; Streptophyta; Magnoliopsida; Proteales; Proteaceae
Exons: 5
Coding region: 1-1191 (396 amino acids)
Source: RefSeq, a predicted model, not a curated record